AAAAGGCAUUUACUGUCAGCAUGUUCAGUCUCCUCCAUGGUUGGCUCCAUACUCCAUUGGCCACUCUACUUAUUCCACUACGUCUCUACUCUCUCACAAACUUCAACACAAUUCUCAAAUCUCUCACUUACAUUUUUCUCUUUCUUUCUUCGUACUAUCAUGUCUUUGAAAAUAAGUACAAAUGGUUCCACCAUUAACAACAACAACAUACAAAGCUCCUCCUCGCCGCCGACAUCGCCGAGAAACCGCCAAAGUUGUCGGAGAAGACUACGUCGGCGAGGAAGCUUUACAAUGUUGUACCGGCGGCAGUUACUGUUGCUUGUCCCUCUUCUUUACUUUACUGGACUUAUAAGCUUUUAUCUGCUACAACAUUAUUCAGGUUUAGCACCUGGUGCUGUUUAUCGAAGCCAUGAGAUUUUUCAGAAUCUUUGGGUUGAUAUUGAAGCUGAUAAUUCUUCUACAGUUGAGCUAUCUUCUGUCUGGAUAUACAAAAGGAAGCUAAAAGAGAAAAGACCCUGUUCCAUCGGGACUACUGCCUCAAGUAAAGAUUCUCCUGGAGCCAAUCUUUACUUAAUUGUUGAUGCCAAUGGUGGCCUCAAUCAGCAGCGAUCAUCGGUAUGUAGUUUCAUGCUGAGUCAAAAUGUCAAUGUAUUUCCCAAGCAAAUUUUAAAAUUGCAAAUCGGAUGUGGCGUUGGGAUGAUGCUCAGGGGUAUGGGAUUUGCCAAAGAUACUCCAAUCUAUUUGGCUUCUGGGAAGAUUUACCAGGCAGAUAGAUAUCUAGCACCUCUGCGGAAGAUGUUCCCUCUCCUACAAACCAAGGAGACUUUGGCAACCAAAGAUGAGCUUGCUCCAUUUGAGGGUUAUUCAUCAAGACUAGCUGCUGUGGACUACCUAGUAUGCUUGUUUAGUGAGGUAUUUGUAACCACUCAAGGGGGAAACUUCCCUCAUUUUUUGAUUGGUCAUAGAAGGUACCUUUUCAAUGGACAUGCCAAGACUAUCAAACCUGAUAAAAUCAAGCUUGUAAAUUUAUUGCAGAACACAAGUAUAAGCUGGAUUGAUUUCAAGGAUCAAAUGGGCUCAAUGCUGGCCGAAAGUGAUAGGAAGGGCAUAAUGGUACCUAGAGUUAAAAAGUCCACCAGAAAAGGUUCUAUCUAUUCGAAUCCUUUGCCUGAAUGCAGGUGCCUUUGGGAGUCAAAAAGAACUACCAACCGUAGCAAUUCGUACCUCAUGGUAGAUCGCUGAGAUUGGUACAUAGUUCUAAGUUUCCUGUGAUUUGAGCAGUCUAAAUUGGGAUCCUUUUGCAAGAACCAGUUACUCUUCUGGUUUGCUUGUUACCUCUGUUACCGGUAACAAAGUCUCCACAUGGUACCAUGCUAUUUCCAAGGAUACAAGUACGCUACCAGCUUAUCAUUAUGGGGUCUGUCACUUUAUGUGCCUAUGGAGAGUGGUAGAAUAGAGCGAAAGAGCAAGUCCAGCGUUGAUUACAGGAAUCAAAGAUUGUUAAAGCAUCUCAGUCGAGAUCAUAAGAAUUUGCCUCCAGUUUUGCCUUAGCCAGCGAGGCAGGACAUUUGAUCCAUCUGGAGUUGAUAUAUCAGUUCUCAGAUCCUAAAGGUUUCAGCUAUAAUUUCUCUAGUCUAGAUUUUUGGUUCUUUCUUCUUCUUAGGUUUUGUUAAUGCCUUCACAUUGCUUUUGAAAUUUUCUGCUCGUAAUCUACUAGUUGUAAUGCUACAAGUUUUCUAAUGAUUAAAUUUCAAGAUUUAUCUCCAGCGUUUCUACCUUAGCAAGUGUCAAGGAUUUUUGUAGUACUUUUAUAUAGUAUUGGACUGAGAUGAGAUUAAAUGGAG
Messenger RNA from Lycium ferocissimum, 1844 nucleotides. RefSeq names its product O-fucosyltransferase 11-like. The coding region runs from base 37 to 1242 and encodes 401 amino acids. The record is from RefSeq and is a predicted model, not a curated record. Lineage: Eukaryota; Viridiplantae; Streptophyta; Magnoliopsida; Solanales; Solanaceae. The transcript has 7 exons.